AUGUCCUCUCGGGACGAAAAGGGUAAAGACUGGGGAACGGGGGAUCGGCAUUUCCCCGCACUCAACGGAAAGAAUUUCCCCUCAACACACAACGGCAAUGUCUGCAAGGAGAAGACGUUUGGUGGCAGGCUGCCAACGAUGUCGUGGGGCAUCAAGAACCACCCAAGUCAUUUACUUACUAGGACAGGUGAUCUUGAUGAUCUGGGCUGCGGGAAUUGUCAACAGGCUGGGGUCGAUUGUGACCGAAGCAACAUCCGAUUUCGCAAUGGCUUGUCUCUCCCCGAAGAGCCCGAACUUGCAUUUCCUGACCAAGCCUCCUGGCCCCAACUGCAUGGCAGAGUGCGUUUCCACAAUGAAACAGCCGAGAUCGCAAGUCUUUAUUCAACGGAGGACCAGCCCACGUUCCUCGAGAGUAUAGUAUUCGAAGCACCUGAAGUUAUAGGGGACUCACUAUACACAAACGCAUCCAGUGCACUCAAUCCAUUGACAACCGCUGUAGCGAGUCAUUCGUCAUCUGUUUCGUCGUGGUCUUCUCCGUCAACCCAAUUAAGAGCUUCCUCCAAGGUUCGGCAUCCGCUAUCUGAAAGGGAAGCUAUUUUGAUGAGGAACUUCGUCGAGAACAUGGCCUUGUGGGCUGAUAUUACAGACCCGCAGAGACAUUUUGAAACAGAGGUCUCAGUCCGGGCAUUUAAGGAACCGGUCUUGCGCUAUGCCAUCUUCGCAUUUUCUUCUCGUCAUUUGAAUAGAAAAGAUAACAGCGAUGCGACAGAGGCACUUCAGCAUCACAAUUGCUGUGUUCAAUUACUAAUUCCAGCCCUUUCUGGGCCUCGUGAUAAUAUCACAGAGGAUAUCCUUGCUGCAGUGGCUAUCCUCCGCCAGCAUGAGGAAAUGGACGGGGAGGAUAACCAGUUCCAUCUCACUGGCACAACUCAUAUCCUCAACACGGUAUCCACGUUUGGAUCAUCGGGUGGUCUAGGCGAAGCUGCGGCCUGGCUUUGUUUGCGACAGGAUAUAUACAUCUCGCUGACCAGCCAACAGCCCCUGCGGACUGACCUGCAUAGCUUUCACCACUCGGAUGUAUUUCAGAGAAAUGACGACUUUGCAUGGUCCAGCCGGAUGGUUUUCCUGCUGGCAAAAGUUGUUCAGAGCGCCUUCACCGACCCCACCAUGGCCCACGGCGUCCAGCACGAGAUAGAAGAGUGGUACUCCAACAAACCCGACACUUUUAAUCCCGUUCGAUCGGCCCCGCGAGGUCCGGAACCAGACCGGCGAUUCCCGACGAUCUGGCUGCUGCUACCCGUGCACGUCAUCGGCAUCCAAUACUAUCACAUCGCCAAGAUCCUCUUGGCGCUUUCAGAAGCCCCGCAGGCAUCUUCGGCCUAUGAGAGCCUACGCCACUCUCGGGUAGUGGAGAAACAUGUGCGGCAUCACCUGCUCACGGUGUUGGGGUUGGCGCAGUCAAACAGCAGAGCGGAGAACACGUUGUUCACUGCACGACAUAGUCUAGUGGCUUGGGGUUGGGUCCUUCGGCAUCCCCUGGAUCAAAGCGCGGCGGAGUCAUUAUUGCAAGCCAUGGAUGCAAGGACAGGAUGGAAUAUGGACACGCUAAUUCAAACUUUGCGCGCGCAAUGGCAGGAGAUGGAGGGUGAAAAUUGA
Molecule: messenger RNA, 1656 nt
Organism: Penicillium brevicompactum
Lineage: Eukaryota; Fungi; Ascomycota; Eurotiomycetes; Eurotiales; Aspergillaceae
Exons: 9
Coding region: 1-1656 (551 amino acids)
Biological process (GO): positive regulation of transcription by RNA polymerase II
Cellular component (GO): nucleus
Molecular function (GO): DNA-binding transcription factor activity; transcription cis-regulatory region binding
Source: RefSeq, a predicted model, not a curated record